UCAAAUUCGCAAAUCCCGAGGAGCUAUUGGAAAUAUAUGAUGGGGAGAACUUUCGUGUUGUUAGCAUUGCUAGUACUUGCGUCUCCAUCCAUUAAGAGCGAAUUGCAAUCAGUUAACGAAGACCAAGCCUGUCUCCAUGGGUCCAGUGAUUCGUCACAAAACUGUGGCUCACCAGGAGUGAUGGAAUCAAAUGGCAGUGCUCAGCAUGAUUCCCCAUCACCAUCAAGUUCUUCACAAAGCAAAGAGGAGGCGGGUGACGACUGGUCGCAGCCGGUGCCGGACGGCCAGUGCGGCCGCGCCGCGCGCGCCGCCGGCCCCUGCCGCCGGCUGCCGGCCGGCUGCCUCAGCUGCCAGUUCAACCGGUCGUGCGUGUACGGCGCCAACGUGACGGUGCUCUGCCGGCCGGCCGCCGACGCCUCCUGCACGGGUAGCACGCUGUUUAACAAGACGAUGGUGUGCUCGUACUGUUACCAGACUCCUACCUGGCAGCACGACUGUAGCCUUUGCAACGUGAUGGCACGGGGACGGAAGUAUUACAGAGCGAACUGCACGGUGGCUGACGACGUGCUGUGCAUGGGUCGGCGCACGUUCCACAAGAGCCUGUUCUGCAAGUGGACCAAAGGCGACCGCUGGGGCACGGCGCUGGCGCUCAGCAUCCUGCUGGGCGGCUUCGGCGUGGACCGCUUCUAUUUGGGCCACUGGCAGGAAGCCAUCGGCAAGUUCUUCAGCUUCGGCGGCUUGGGCGUCUGGACGCUGAUCGACGUGGUGCUGAUCGCCAUCGGAUACCUUAGCCCGGCCGACGGGUCGCUGUACAUCACGUGAGCGCGCUCCACGGCGCGCCGCGGCCUAUCCCCGUGGCUGGUGAAGGGGCGCGGACGAUCGAGCAUUGGGCUCCCACGCGGGACACACUCUGAUACCGGCGGCGCGCGGGGCCAGCCCGGCCACAGGCGUGGAGUACCUGCCAACACCAACCGGUCACCGUGGUGUCCUCAGGCCCAACCCAUUGUCGUGUCUCCGCAAGGUGGCGGUGCCUGCCGACCACCAGGGCCUGGUCGCAGCUCGUCGCCCGUUUAAUGGUGGAAAGUGGACCCUCUGGAGGCGCUCACCGAGCGGGGCUCGGGGCUCCCAAACAGCGGGCGAGGAGAGCGGCGUGUUGGCGCGUAGAGCGGCUUGGCUGCCGUACGCCGCUGCCGUCCGGCCGGGCGUGGUCGGCCUCACGUGUUAUCCGAUGCCUGCCGGCGGCCAGCUCAGUUGUGUUUGUCAGUUACGUCAACACGAUGUCUAUCUGGUAGCGCCCACCGUAUCAGCCGGGAAGGAUUCGUCGGCAGCGAUAAGCCUGUUCCACGACUUAAGAUUAUUGUUAUCUUGAGGCCGGGGCAGAUAGGGUGUUGCGAUACUUGUGAGCUCGUGAGAUGGUGGGUGGUUCGUCAUGUACAAGCGCUGCUUGCCGACGCUGCCGAUGUGAAGCAGGCGGUGGGGCAUGGAGCUGGAAUGUGUGAUGUUUAUGUCGCAUGAUGUUUUGCCAAACUGUGAUAUGCACCACACCGCGGUGCCCGUAUGAUACUUUGUUACACCCGGACCUCAGUUACUUCUGUCAAAAUGGCGCCCGUCGUGCUAUGCAGAUGCCCGAGAAUAUGACGUGUGGGCCCGGCUGUCGCGUUUUCUGGUAGCCUGGCUGGUUAUUCGCCCAUUUGGCACCCCCUGGGAGACGUGACGAGCAGAGCUUGCAGUCACCAGACCGAGAUGUUGCUGCCGUGGCUGACAUGUGGGCGUUCGCGAUCUAUUUACGCCAUAUGAUCUUCGUGUUCAUAAACCAAGGCCUCAACAGCUAUUCUUGGUCCCGAACGGUCUCAUGACGAGGAUUUACAGUACGUGGAAAGCUGAUUUGUGCAACCCCAACUGUCUGAUGCAAUUGACCUUGGCCACUACCGCCCGUUGCGAUCUCUGGAGGCACGGAAGCUUGUCGGUGUUAAGUUGCCAUCGUGGGAUAAGAGAACGCGGUAAGCGUUUACGUGUCAGCGAAACGAAGAACCGCGGUCUGCCAAUGCGGCAAGACGUCCUUCGUCGCAUUCUUCACAUACACACUAAAGGGAGGAGCGAAACAAAUGGCGUCCAUAAGCUUGUCCGCAUCGACGUACGCAUAAAACUGAA
Molecule: messenger RNA, 2151 nt
Organism: Pollicipes pollicipes
Lineage: Eukaryota; Metazoa; Arthropoda; Thecostraca; Pollicipedomorpha; Pollicipedidae
Gene: amx
Product: TM2 domain-containing protein 3 almondex
Exons: 6
Coding region: 37-822 (261 amino acids)
Source: RefSeq, a predicted model, not a curated record